AUGUCGUGGAAGCACUCACCAGUUUUGGAGGCUGCUGCUGAAAGGAAUUCAACCAGUCGAUUCAGUCCACCUAUUGCGCAAGUGUCCAAAUGCCCCCCGUGUAAAAACAACGUCCUGGAAAGUAAGCUAAAGGUACACAACUAUGAGCGUCCGAAGAUCGAAAGGGAGUGUUUCGACUGCGGUGUCAAAGUUCUCAACGAAAACCUACAAGAUAACCUGGACAAGGAGUGCCAGAAGCGAGUAGUUCUUCGUGAUGCGUGCCACAGUCUAGUGACUUCCACUCAAUUUGGCAAACACAAGUCUGAGUGUCCGAAGAUCGAAAGGAAGUGUUCCGACUGCGGUGCCAACGUUCUCAAUGAAAAAAUACAAAAUCAUCAAGAGGUGGAGUGCCAGAAGCGAGUAGUUCUUUGUGACGCCUGCAAAAGUGCAAUGUCUUAUGAUGAACUCAGUGAUCAUGACCAGGAAUGCCUCGAGAAACCAGUGGUCUGCGACCACUGUGAGGGUGAGGUACUACGGAAGGAGAAGUUCAAGCAUGCCUUCGAGUGUCAAAUGCGUCUUGUGUACUGCGAGAACUGUGAAGGAUUGUACGCCUACUCUUUAGAAAAGGAGCACAGGGAGCAGUGUGAAAAAAAGAAACUUGCUUGCGAGUACUGCGAAUUGGAACUGAAAAACGAUGAUGAAAAAGACGCGCUCCUUGAAACCUGCGAAGACGCUUUGAUUGGAUGUGCUUUUAAAGAGUUUGGAUGCAACGAGAAAGCCCCAAGGAAAGAGAUGCUGAAACAUGAAAAGGACCCCCACAAUGGACUUCUUAAUCAAGUUAUCCUCGGGCUGCAAGAAAGAAUCGAGAACCUGGAACGGCCGCUCACCGCCCUCGUAGAAAAACUUCGUAAUUCGCAUUCGGUGGGAACCAGUCAAUGAUCGCAAACUGAAAAGAAAAUGCACUGUGCAAUGUUGUGUAAGGAAAAUUGUCGAUAAGAAGGGUAGUGUAAAGUUCUCGAAAUAUCUAGC
Ixodes scapularis (black-legged tick) is the source of this 1008-nucleotide messenger RNA. Its product is annotated as TNF receptor-associated factor 6-A-like. The transcript has 8 exons. NCBI's taxonomy places the organism in Eukaryota, Metazoa, Arthropoda, Arachnida, Ixodida, Ixodidae. Gene Ontology annotation, biological process: protein K63-linked ubiquitination; positive regulation of JNK cascade; tumor necrosis factor-mediated signaling pathway. The record is from RefSeq and is a predicted model, not a curated record. Gene Ontology annotation, cellular component: plasma membrane signaling receptor complex. Gene Ontology annotation, molecular function: zinc ion binding. Bases 1 to 918 code for a protein of 305 amino acids.